Messenger RNA from Clupea harengus (Atlantic herring), 3448 nucleotides. RefSeq names its product phosphatase and actin regulator 4a (gene phactr4a). Gene Ontology annotation, biological process: actin cytoskeleton organization. Lineage: Eukaryota; Metazoa; Chordata; Actinopteri; Clupeiformes; Clupeidae. The coding region runs from base 332 to 3448 and encodes 1038 amino acids. The transcript has 13 exons. The record is from RefSeq and is a predicted model, not a curated record. Gene Ontology annotation, molecular function: actin binding.
AGAGAGCAAGAGAGAAAGAGAGUGUUCCGUCUGCCGGAGGAGCAGCCAGAGUAGCUCACGAGUGAGUGAGCGAGGGAGAAAUAAGGCGAGCCCAGCGGCGGCCUGACUGGGUCUUGGAUUACAGGAGUGCAUUAAGGGAAUAACGCUUACGUUCCACCUCAGGAGAGAGCAAGAGAGAGAGAGAACGGCAGAGAGGGCAAGUCAGGAAGCCACUGUUUUGCCCUAACCUGCCCCCCACUCGGUGCCCUUCUCUGCCCUCCUCCCUGCCCGCUGCCCCGGCCCUGCCAGGGCUGCCGGCGGGGUACGGGGGCAUCCCCGAGGGCAAAGGACUAUGGGACACGCUACCAGUGCUGACACAUUGGCAAGGCAACCACCAGUCAUCAACCAUGACGAUGAAGUCGACCAGCAGCACAGCACGACGGGCAGCGAUGGGGGGAACUCCGGCGACAGCACCGUGCCGACCAAGAGCAAGGGCAAGUUCUCCCACCUGGGCAACAUCUUCAAGCCCUGGAAGUGGAGGAAGAAGAAGAGCAGUGAGAAGUUCAAGGAGACCUCUGAAGUGCUGGAGAGGAAGAUCUCAAUGAGAAGGCCCCGACAGGAGCUGAUUGAGAGGGGCGUUCUGAAAGAGAUCCCUGAGAACGAAGCCAACAAUGGCAACCUCUCCAAGGGGCCACCACCCUACUCAGCCAAAAACGGGCACGCCGUGGGUGGUGAUCGGGACCGAGAUCGGGACGACCGCUCCUCGGUGCUCGGGGGUUCAGAACCAGCCCGCCUGAAUCCCACCUGGCUCCCGCAGGGUUCUGACGAGCGAAAGAGUAGCUUAGUCCCCGAGGCCGACCGGCGCAGCCAGACGGGCGGCCGCCGCCGCUGGAUGUGGACGCCCGCAUGCGCAUGCACGCGACCAGGACCCGAGCAGCAAGAUGGCCGCCAACGGCGACGGGAGGAAGGAUGCCACGCUCCCCCGCGGAGGAGGGGGGCAGGAGGGGAGGAAGGAUGCCACGCUCCCCGCGGAGGAGGGGGGCAGGAGGGGAGGAAGGAUGCCACGAUCCCCCGCGGAGGAGGGGGGCCGGAGGACGGGCGAACGAAAAGGGACGAAAGAAAAGACGACAGAAAAGACUGGAGAGACGAAAGGCGAGAUGAACGGAAGGACGACAGGAGAGAUGAUAGAAAGGACGAGAGAAGAGACUGGAGGGAUGAGCGAAAAGACGAGAAGAGAGACGAGCGGCGAGACGACAGAAGAGACGAGAGGAAAGAAUCGAGAGACGAACAAAGAAACGAGCGAGAUGACCGGGGAAGGAGGGACGACCGAGACGAGCGAGAUAAACGAGGCGACAGGAAAGACGAGCGAGACACCAGAGACACCAGAGACAGACGAGACCGCAGAGACGAGCGGAUAGAGAAAGAUGAGAGGGAGAGAAGAGACGGCAGAGGAGAAAGAGAGGACCGGGAGAGAGACCGAAGAGACGACCGAGACAGGAGAGAUGAACGAGAGAAAAGAGACGAGCCGCAGAAAAGAGAGGAGAGUGACCGAAAGGACAGGAGAGGAGACGAACGUGAGAAGAGAGAAGAGAGGGAUAGAAGAGACGAGCGAGAGAGGAGAGACGUGCGAAGGCCGUACUCUGAGAUGGAUGUGAGAACAGGCCUGCAGAAGAGCGCAUCAGAGGAGGGCCAGAAGCCAAGGCCUGCCUCAGAGGCCGACCGCAGGACCACGCUGCCUCGACACACACCCAUUGUUGAGGAGGGCAGGGGACGCACAGAGUCGCUGGGCGUGCGCUUCGCAGCCGAACCCGACCCCCGACCAGGACGGGACUCCCUGAAGGACCCUCCACCCCACCAACCCCCCAAACAGGCCAUGCUGCCCCCCAAGUGGUUGAUGUCGUCCACGGAGCAAACGGGAACCCCCCCUGGCUCCUCCUCCUCUUCCUCAUCCUCCACAUCCUCCGCACCCCCCAUUGCUAAGCCCCCGCCUCGGACCGUGUCUCUGCUGGUCCCCAGCGACGCCCCUUCCCCAGUUCCUCCUCCCCACGGGGGCGAUCAGGACACCCCCCAUCCCUCCUCCGCUCCCGUGCCUGCGUCCGCCCCCCUCCCCACCCCCCACUUCAAACAGCCCCCGGUGCCCCCUCCAAAACCCACCAAUCGCAACAGCAACCCCGCCCUGCUAGCGGAAUUGUCUCAGGCUGCGGGCGGAGCCAACCUGCUGCACGUCAAGCGCUCCCCUCCCACUCCGCCCAAGAGGACCACGCCCGUCACCAAGCGCCACUACGAAGAGCAGCCCGCCUCAGCCAAUCAGGGUGAGAGCUCAUCCUCCGCCCCGCCCGCCUCUGUGCCCGUCCCCACCUCCUCCGCCACGGGCAGCGAUGAGGACGGUGCCAAGGCUGGCAUGGUUGCCGCGGCGUUCCAGCCUCCGUCUCCUCCGGCCUUCUCACCCCCUCCAGCCCACAUACCCCCGACUCCUAACCGCGUCCACCCCCAGCCGAAAGCUGCCCCCGCUGCUGCCCCCCCAGGUGACUGUGACCGACCCCCCAGCCCCACCACGGAGCCCCCCAGCCAACCGCCCCUCCCGCUUCACAUCCUGAUCCAGCGGGCUCUGGCCAGCCCCGGGCCGGCGGUGGCCAACCCGGACGGCUCCCAGCGCGCCCACUCGCUGCUCUUCGACAAACCCCCCGACAUCAUGCUGGAGGAGGGCAACCGCCACUCGCUGCCCAUCACCAUCGAGCCGCUCCGACUGCAGGAGGAUGAUGACUUCGACAUGGAGGAGGAGCUGCGUAAGGCGCGUUCAGCCGCGCGGCGCCCCCUACAGCCGGCCCUGGAGCCACGCAGCCGUCGGGGCCUGGUGGAGGACCCCCGCGUCUGCGUCAUCCCCGAGACCAGCGGCCCCGGAGACAGCGACGAAGAGGAGGAGGGGGACGAGAGAAUGUCCGAGGAGGAGGACGACAGCGACUCAGACGGACCCAUCCUCUACAGGGACGAUGAUGAAGAUGAGGACGAGGAUGUUCCCGUUAGUGGUCUUGCGGGCCGUGUGAAGCGUAAGGACACGCUGGCUCUGAAGCUAGAGCGGCAGCAGCAGCAGCUGCAGCAGCACGAGCAGCAGGACAAUGGCGUCUGGAAGAACCGCGAGCAGUGGGAGGCCAUCCGCAGCAAGAUCGGCUCUACACUCACACGGAGGCUGAGCCAACGGCCCACUGCUAACGAGCUGGAACAGAGGAACAUUCUUCCAGCCAUGAACGAGGAGGACCGUCGGGAAGAGAGGAGUGAGAUCAAACGCAGACUCACCAGAAAGCUGUCCCAGAGGCCAACAGUAGCAGAGCUGCAGACCAGGGCGAUCCUGCGCUUCAACGAGUACGUGGAGUGUACCGACGCCCACGACUACGACCGCCGUGCAGAUAAACCCUGGACCAAACUCACCCCCGCAGAGACGGGUGAAGGAACUAAUGACAUGUUGACAUAA